AUGUCGACUAGCAAAGAGACACCAGAAGUCAACACCACCUCUCUCGACAACGAAGAGCAGGCCUUUCCCGAUCCUCAGUGGAGGACAGGACUGCGAGCCAGAUUCCCUUGGACCGGUGCCAUCGCUUUGUUCACCAUUCUUCUAUGUGCGAACAGUUCGAUCAUCGUGCUCCUUUUCUCUGAUGGAAAGAGACAGAAGCACUGGGCAGAAAAGAUUGGACCAAGUGUUCUGCUCUCUGCUUUCAAUGGCAUCGCGAAUAUCUGCUUUGGAGUAGCUAUUGCAAAUGGUGUUGCAAUCACGUGGUGGAGAAAGGCUCUCAGAGGCGCCACCAUCAAGGAGCUCCAUCGUUCUUGGCAAUUUAGCUCGAGUAUCAAGGACGUUGUGCUCUAUGGCAAAUACUUCAACUUCAUCGCUCUGGCUGCACUGGCGGCAAAGUUGACCAUCAUCGAUGGCAUCCUACUACAGAAAGCUGCUGGCACCGAGAUUUAUCCUGAUCCUCCUCGCAACUUUACACUCGAGAUGUAUGUCAACGAUACCAUGCCUGUCACAGCCACGUUUGCAAACAGAUCUGGCAACGAAACCGCUUUGGUCGAUUGGUUCAGCAAUAACGUUCACUACUGGUCUCGAUCUGGCGGUAUCUACGUGCCAGGGGCUUACAACUCAUCCUGUAACGGAACAUGCGUUUUUGACGUUCAUGGUACUGGUUUUGCUAUCGAUUGUCAAGACGAGGAGAUCGAUAUCGACUACGGCACGGCGGUGUCUCAAGAAGCCAUUGCUCUGUCUCAAUCCAACGAUUCUUCAUCUCUGGACGUUACGGGUCAACGGACCCUUUUCGAGAUCAAUUUCAAGGCCGUCUACGGAGCUACUGGAGUGGAUGGCGACUAUGCCAGGAUCGAGAUGAAUCUUACUUUCACAAAUGCGACGGCGGUUGAGGAUAAUCCUACAAGUUGCCCAGGCAAAUUGACUCGCCAUCACUGCAUCCUGCGGCCCGCCAUCCUUAGCUAUCCUGUCACCAUAGAAGACACGACCAACUCUCAAAGCGCUAUUUCUGUGUCAAACAUGUAUCUCGGCUAUAACACUACCUCGUAUGGUGGUCAAGUCGCCUACUAUAGCAAGACUUCUGACACUUUUUACACGGCUGAAGACGACGGAUCAGAGUGGACUAACAAAACUUUGUACAAUCCGGAACUGCACCAACUGAACGACUACUCUGUCAUCAGAUAUAAGGAUGUGCUUGAGGAUACCACAUUCUUCACUGGUGAAACGCCGACUGUCAUCGGAGGAAUUGCCGAUACUCUGAAUCACUAUCUUGCAGGAACCAGCAAUAUGUACGACGACAGAGGUCGAUUUGCUGUGAGUCAAACCGGUGUUGCUGGGAUUCUACCCUUCAACUUCCAGCGCAAUUCUUCUGAUGGUUGUGAUUUUGUAUAUCGGGACCCACUGGACUCCACCAUUCUACAGAUCAAUUCUCUCAUGUUCGUUUUGGCUGUUGAUCCAUGGGGACAAAACGGCGACAACAACUUCACGCUGACUGAGACCUUCAAAGCCACACAAUACGGCUCGAGCAUUCAUUAUGUGACGAAUCGCCGCUAUAUGUGGGGAGCACUGGCUUCAAUGCUAUUCUGCAUUCUUUGCGUCCUGCCCAGCUACUGGGGCUACUGGCAGCUCGGUCGCGAUGUCACUCUGGGGCCAUUCGAAAUUGCAAAUGCUUUCCGUGCUCCUGUGCUCGAUCAUCCGGCUGUUGCCAAUGCUGGAGUCAAGGAUCUGAUCAGAGAGGUCGGACAGAGGGAGGUCAAGUACGGCGCGAUGGUUCACAACGAUGCUUCAGGUCGACUAGCUAUCGCCGAGCCGGAAGCCGUGAGGAGAGUUCACCCCAGGAUAAGCGACAGGAGAUUUUGA
This is a messenger RNA of Aureobasidium musti, 1899 nucleotides long. NCBI's taxonomy places the organism in Eukaryota, Fungi, Ascomycota, Dothideomycetes, Dothideales, Saccotheciaceae. The record is from the annotation of a GenBank genome assembly.